AUGGAGAACAUCACUCUGUCAGUGUUUACGGUCACAUCUAAGAGUGUAACAGUGCAGUGGAGCAGCUACACUGGAGCCAGCUCCUACAAGAUCACAGCAACACCCAAGAACUCCCCAGAUCCAUCCGUCUUUGCUCACUUUAGUGGCAACACCGUGAUGGGCUCAGUCAUCUCCCUGUCACCAAACACAGUGUACAGCAUGCAGGUGGAAGCCAUGGACAAUGCUCUCAAUGUCCUCAGCAGUGCAGAGACAGAGGCUACAACAGCUCCUGAAGUCCCGAGCAUUGAACAGGCCUACUCCAAACACAGCGACAGCAUCACUGUGGAGUUCACAGAGGUUUCUGGUGCAACCAGCUACAUCCUGAGGGCGCAGUCGUUGACCGGUGAUUUCUUCUCUGAGACCGUGGUGAGCAGCUCCCCAGGCACUGUGAUGCAGCUGCAGCCCUACACAGAUUUCAAGCUGAGUGUCAUGUCCGUCAACUCUGGGGGGCACAGCCAGCCAUCGUUCCCCAUCGAGGCCAGGACAGUGGUAAUGGCGCCCAAGUUGAACACCACCUCUCCUGAAAACGGCACCAUUUUUGUGUCUUGGCCCCCUGUGGAGAACGCCGUCCUCUACAUGCUCUGCAUCAUCCGAGAGGGCUCCAACUCCCGCCACAAACUGAACACCACUGACACAGAGGUGACGUUUGAUGAUCUUGAAGCAGGGAUCACCUACUGUAUUAAGGGCACAGCCUUGGACUCUGAGGGUCGACCUGGAGACGACCUCACCGUCUGCCAGAUCACACGUCCUCCAAUGCCAAAUGUGACUUACGUCUAUGUGACUACGGGUCGGUCUGGUUCUGUCUCUGUGAGCUGGAUAUCAGUUCAGGGAGCUGAGAUCUACGUAGCCAUGACCAAUACUGGCUUAAUGUGUACUUCAACAAUUUAUGGUUACUGUUUUAUUACACCUGUGGAGUGUGGCCAGAACAACACUGUCACUGUCACAGCCUAUAACAAAGCCGGUCCCAGCAGCCCCUCGCCACCAGCAAACUACAUUACAUUUCCGUGUCCCCCUGAGAAAAUAUGGGUGGAAGAGCCUGAAGCAGGAAACUGCUCGGUGGUGUGGGAAGAGGUCGAUAUGGUGGAGUACUACAGGGCUUUCAUAAAGAGGGACGACGGCAUAGAGAAAAUGUGCAACACGACUGGAACCACCUGCACAUUUCCCUGCAUGUGUGGCUACACCUACCUCACCAAUGUCUUCUCUCACAACUAUGCCGGCUACAGCCCUAACAUAGACGUCCGCAACUACACCACCCUUCCUUGUUGCCCACAGGAUGUUACCGUGAAGCUAGUUGCUACAGAGACCCUGGAGGUCAUGUGGUCGCCAGUAAGAGGGGCUGAGUUAUACGAGACAACGGCGGCACAGACUGAUGAUGUCAUCCACUGUAACGAUACAGCCCCUGUAUGUGCUCUGUCGGAUUUGAACUGCAACACAGCUUAUUCUGUGACUGUCACACCUUGCAGCGAGUUACGAGGAUGCAACCGCACAUGCGCACCACACACACAUGAGACAGCUCCGUGCGCUCCAGAAAUCCUAAAUAUGACAAAGACAGACAACUCCACAUACAGAGUCCUCUUCACUACCCCCAACAUGCCCAACACCAACUAUACCAUCAAAGCCAUCGGACGCUACGACACACACAUCUGCCACUCAACAAACAACUCCUGCGAGGUCACACAGCUGCCCUGUGGUUCAACCUAUGAGGUCAUGGCCGUGGCCACCACAGCUGUGGGGAAAAGUCUUCCUGGAUUCACUAAGACUUUGGAAACAGGUCCUUGCUGCCCCAUGUCUAUAAAUGUGACCCAGGUCACCCAGGCUAUGACCAACGUGACCUGGUCACCUGGCAGCGGGGCUCGCUCCUACAUCACCAGCCUGCUGUCCCCGCGCGGACACGCCAAGUGCCACACCCUGGACACCCACUGCGUGAUGGGAUGCAUCACGUGUGGCACCAACUACAGCGUCAACCUGGAGGCCAUCAGCAGCACGGGACACAAGUCAGAAUGCAAAUAUAAAGGAUUCUCAUCCAGUCCCUGCUGUCCAACAAGUGUCAAGCUGUAUCGCGUGGCCAACGUCUCCCUCAGGGUGUACUGGCGCUCUAUGGGCCCUCAGAUGCACAACGUCACCGUAGAGCUGUACGGGACGGCAGCCAACUACACCUGUACCGCACCUGCCAGCAGGAAAUACUGUGAUAUCCAGGAGAACACGUGUGGUGAGGUCUACACAGUAGUGACAGCACCAGUGGGAGAGGACGGGGUCAAAGUCAGCUUCUGUCAGCCCAGGACAUACUCAAGUACGUCAUGAAGUGGCUUAAGUGUGAAAAUGAUCAUACAGUACAUUUGA
Molecule: messenger RNA, 2379 nt
Organism: Centropristis striata (black sea bass)
Lineage: Eukaryota; Metazoa; Chordata; Actinopteri; Perciformes; Serranidae
Gene: fndc7a
Product: fibronectin type III domain containing 7a
Exons: 10
Molecular function (GO): protein binding
Source: RefSeq, a predicted model, not a curated record